Messenger RNA from Acanthoscelides obtectus, 847 nucleotides. The record is from the annotation of a GenBank genome assembly. Lineage: Eukaryota; Metazoa; Arthropoda; Insecta; Coleoptera; Chrysomelidae.
UUAUAAUAUUUUUUCAAUAGUAAUAAUUCUGAUGAAACCAAAAGUAUAAUAUUUUUUUUUAAUUUCAGGAAGAAACGAAAUUUAUGAGUCCAAAUGGUUUGCAUGGGAUAGCCUAAAAUUUCUAGAUGACCCAGAAGAGCUACAAGAAACAUUGUCCAAUCAUCCUGCUUCAUCCGACAUCAUAGAAGUUGAUGAAGAAACUACUGACAAUACAGACCGAAUUGUUGAGGACCAAAAUCCUAUUUCUUCGCAAAAAAAAUUUUUGUCACCACAUAAAAAUGCUCCGAAAAGAAAAAAAAACGAGGACCCUCGUAUACAAGAGGCCUACGAUAUUUUAAAAAGCAGAACAGCCACUCAGAGUAAAGAUGAAUGCUCAAUGUUUGCUGACUUUAUCGCACAAAAAAUGCGAAAGUUUAGCCCUCAUACGAGAGCUGUUUUGCAACAUCAAAUACAUAAUCUUAUUUUCCAAGCUGAACUGGACUCUUUACCAAUUUCCCCUCAGGUGUUAUCACCAUCCCAACAAACAUUUCAACCUUCAACAUCUAUUUGUCAAAACUUUCGUACUUAUAAUUCACUACCGUCUCCUUCUUCGUCAAUAUCAUCAGUAGGACCUCCAUCUUGUACUCCAUCACCACUUCAAUGUCCUCAAAGUAAUAUACAACAAUAUAAUGAACAUGCACCACAACAAUCAUCCAGUGAGCACUCGAGCACCCAUAGCCAGGAAGUGCCACCCGACCACCAGGAGAUUACGUCCGAGAAUUCACUCAUCUUUCAAGUCAAUUCAAGCCAACAAACUGCUAACCAGCUAACUACAGCUACCUACUUCUCGAAAUAUGAUGAAAUAUGA